Fusarium musae is the source of this 1722-nucleotide messenger RNA. RefSeq lists its product as uncharacterized. The record is from RefSeq and is a predicted model, not a curated record. Lineage: Eukaryota; Fungi; Ascomycota; Sordariomycetes; Hypocreales; Nectriaceae. The coding region runs from base 1 to 1722 and encodes 573 amino acids. The transcript has a single exon.
AUGGAUGCCUUACCUCAUAUGCCCUCCCGCCAUAAAAUCAGGCCAAGCGACGAUGUAUCCGCUUACGAGCCCUUCAACACCGGCCAAGAGCACCGUGGACUUGGCAACCCCAUCAAGAGGCGGCUUUGCGACGUCUCAGAGAUAGCAGCACUGAUGCUGAGCAUCUGCUGCAGUAUCGCCGGUCUCAUCUGUUGCUUUCAUCCACCCACCGCGGCGAGCCUGGAGCAAAAGUACCAGCUCAUUGUCGUUGGCUUGAUGCUAUCCCUCAUGGACCUCUGCACCGCCAAAUUGUCAACUAUCGUCUUUUUGCAACUGGAAACACGAUGGGCCAGUCUCCUCCAGAACUACGAUUCGAUUAUCAAGAAGAGUAUCUUGGGUAGUCUUCUGAACGGGCGGCGCGGGAGUCAGCGAUGGACACUACUCAUCUCCGCAUUUCUUGCGUUCCCAUUACUUCUUAGUGUUGGCUACAAGAGCUUCGUUGGUGGAAAGGUCACAACUGAGGUAAAUGCCAGCGGUGGUCAAUAUGGUCUCACUGGCCCUAUUGGUUUUGCAAACUUUGCCUCUGGCGCGUCUCUCAUGGUCAACGCUACCAUUCCCUUCAUGUUUACCAAUGUAACCAAAUUGCCCGCUCAGCCACAACCAUUUGGUUUUAACAUGCUCCUACUGACGGACGAUACCAUCAGAGUUGCCAUGCUGGACGGACCAAGUCCAUCUUACGUCAAGAGCAUAAGGGCUGAGCUUCGGGGACAGCAGUCAUACACCGUGUCUACUAACGUCUUUGGCUUGGCUUGGCAUCUCGACCACGAAGCUGACAAGCAGCGCAAGAAUAAUACGUGGUGGAACCAGCGUUUUGACUCAAGUGAUGAUCAGGCGCCACAGAACAUAUCUCUUUAUAAAGAAAAGAAGUGGCUGUCGACCCUAUGGCCCCAAGGUCAAGUGGACGAGUUCUUCGUCCUUCUCACACCACACGUCGGGCCAUCGAAAGAAGAGAGGAAUAUAAAACCCUCAAAGGAAAGGUUUCAAAAGGAAGCGCUCGAGUUCACGAGCCAACGGCUUAAGUGCACCGGGAAGUGGAAGAUCACUGCCAAUUCGGUUAACCUUAUCGAGGGUAGCUGCGCUGGAAGCUUGGAGGAAGAAUUUCCACACGGCUGUGAAACUCUUCACCUAAAUGAUGCCAGAUACUUACUUAGCGACUUUGUCAGUGACUUGCUGACGGGCCAUCUGGAUGAAGCGGCUCAGAUAAGGUUCACGGCUGUGGUAUCAUCUCUUCUUUGGUCUCGACUAGCCGCCUUCUGUGGCAUUGGCUCAUCGGUCAACGACUUGAAAGCUGGAGAGCGUGAACAGUUCGAGUACCAUCGGCCUGAUGAAGCUUGGAAGACUGUCACGGUACUCAAAAGGUCUCCUUUACUUGCAGUCGUUCUUCUCGCUCAGCCUAUUGUCGGCUCGAUACUUCUUAUCGUACGCGUCGCGUUUUGUUCUUCACCAGUAUCUGGGGGCUUUGGUCUCAUCAGUGUUUUGGCGGGACAUGUGUUUGACGAGCGCGAUAUUCUUAGCGGUGCAGGGUUAUCUGGAGAUGUCAAGGAACGCAUUGAGCUGGCUUUCGACGGGGGUGGCGACAGAUAUGACGGUAGAGGCGAGAGGCUACGCUUUCGGCUGAAGGAAGCAAGGAGCUCGAUGCAUCAUGAUCGAAUGGAGCUGAAGUCUGGAGUUAACUAUCAGUGA